Messenger RNA from Drosophila ficusphila, 593 nucleotides. It is a transcript of the gene ND-B16.6, whose product is annotated as NADH dehydrogenase [ubiquinone] 1 alpha subcomplex subunit 13. The transcript is spliced from 2 exons. The coding region runs from base 3 to 467 and encodes 154 amino acids. The record is from RefSeq and is a predicted model, not a curated record. Lineage: Eukaryota; Metazoa; Arthropoda; Insecta; Diptera; Drosophilidae.
CCAUGGCGACGGCCGUGCCGCAUUGCCCUCCGAAACAGGACCUCCCUCCGCCGGGCGGCUACAAGAAGAUCCCCUUUGCUCGUGUGCCACCCAAGAGCUACUUCACAGGCUUCACCACCAUCGGAGCCUAUGUGGUUGUAACGACCGUUGGCCUGGGCAUCUACUACUUGACCGCCAAGAAGGUGAAACGCGACGAGAUCGAAAUGCGGUCAGCCCAGAACGUCAUCUUCCCCAUUUUGGUGGCCGAACGUGACCGGGAGUUCCUGCGCCAGCUGCGCCGCAAUCGGGACGAGGAGGCCGAGCUGAUGAAGAACGUGCCCGGCUGGGAAGUGGGCACCUGGUAUGGUGAGCCCGUGUUUAAGACCCUGCCGGAGGACACCCUGGUCACACCCAUCUUCAAGGAGUUCUACGCCCACUCGGACUGGAAGUCCUACGCCAAGCGUGCCCACUUGAAGCUGUGGUCUUAAAUUGGCCCUAAUAUAAGGGAUUAGUUAAUGCCUACGCCUAAUCAUCGAUUGUGAAAGCUCCUUUUUUGUUUUUAGAAUGGCCUAAGCGCUAAAUAUCAUCCAAUUAUAAUAUCAGAUUGGCUGAAA